This is a messenger RNA of Aspergillus sclerotioniger CBS 115572, 2330 nucleotides long. RefSeq names its product putative MFS phospholipid transporter (Git1). Gene Ontology annotation, molecular function: carboxylic acid transmembrane transporter activity. Gene Ontology annotation, biological process: transmembrane transport; carboxylic acid transport. The transcript is spliced from 6 exons. Gene Ontology annotation, cellular component: plasma membrane. The record is from RefSeq and is a predicted model, not a curated record. The coding region runs from base 397 to 1863 and encodes 488 amino acids. NCBI's taxonomy places the organism in Eukaryota, Fungi, Ascomycota, Eurotiomycetes, Eurotiales, Aspergillaceae.
CGCUGCUAAGGGAGGGGCCAUACAACCUCGACUGGAACUAAACGUGGUACUGGAAGAGCAUGGAUCAAAGAGGAAAUCCAUCAUGUGCCCUCAAUGCCUCUGAAAGUUUUUCUCCCUGUUGAUUUCCUUGAUUUGCUUUCUUUCCCAAUUCCCUUUCGCUUUCCCUCUUUCUCUUUCGUUACCCCUCUGCCAACGUUCUAUCGUAACAUAAAAUAGAGGCACAAGCUUCCAUACUAUUUCUGUGUGCCGGUAACUAGUUCCCAACUCUUCUCCUGGGUCACCCUCGCACAACGCCCAUAGCGGUCCAAUUCUUGUCCGUUCUUCUCGUCUGACUGAACAGUAGGACAGAGAUCCUAAAUCCGAUCUUGGCAUUCGUCUUACGAGGAAGCAAUCACCAUGGAGCCAAAAACAGGGAUGGAGCCCAAGGUCGAUGUCCCACCCGAAAAGGCCCCUGGCUCCCUUGAAGCAGUGGCCUUGGAUGCAAUCUCCGCAGGGAAGAGUCGCUGGGAACGCAGUUGGCCCACAAUUGCUUGUGGUGCUGGUCUAUUCUCCGACGGUUAUCUCAAUGGGAUAAUUGGACCAGUCAAUACCAUUCUCAAGAGGCUCUACCCUAAAGAAUAUGCCGACUCUCCUGCCAGCCAGAAUGUUUCUUCCAUCACUUUCGCCGGCACUGUGGUCGGUAUGCUUAUAUUUGGAUACACCAGUGAUCACUGGUCGCGAAAAUGGUCUCUUAUGAUUUCCACGAUCAUUUUGUUUAUCUUCGCCGCCUUAUGUGCUGGGGCCUAUGGAUAUAAUAAUAGCCAUUAUGGCCUAUUUGCCGCUCUCACGGCAUAUCGUUUCUUCCUGGGGAUUGGAAUCGGCGGCGAAUACCCUGCAGGAUCUGUUGCAGCGGCGGAGAACACCGGUGAACUCAAGCAAGGCCAUCGAAACCGAUGGUUUGUGAUGUUCACUAAUUUUCAGAUUGACUUCGCCUACGUUGUAUCAGCCUUGGUUUCCAUGAUUUUGGUCUUGAUCUUUACCGAGAACCAUCUACGUGCGGUGUGGCGUAUUGCAUUGGGACUUGGGGUCAUCCCACCUCUUAGUCUGAUCUAUCUUCGCUUGAAGCUGGAGGAACCCGAAGAGUUUAACCGGGAGCGCAUGCACAGCUUCCCUCUUUGGUUGAUUAUCAAGUUCUACUGGAAGCGUCUGUUUGUGUGCUCAUUGAUCUGGUUUCUCUAUGAUUUUUCUUCCUAUUCCUUUAGCAUCUACUCGUCCGACUGGAUCGCGAUCAUUCUGGGUGACUCUGCUCCUCUCUGGAAGAGCUUCGGCUGGACCACACUGACCUAUUCAUUUUACAUCCCCGGAUCCUUUUUGGGAGCCUUGGCAAGUGAUUGGAUGGGACCACGCAACACUUUGGCACUUGGCGUCCUGCUUCAGGGCAUUGUCGGAUUCAUCAUGUCUGGCUGCUAUGAGUAUCUAUCAACGGCGAAGAACGUUGCGGCAUUUGUUGUGGUAUUCGGCAUCUUCUCGAGUCUUGGUGAGUUUGGUCCUGGUGACAAUAUUGGACUCUGCUGUGCCAAGAGCAGCGCAACUGCUGUUCGUGGCCAAUUCUAUGCCAUAGCUGCAGCCGCCGGCAAGAUAGGCGCAUUUGUUGGCACCUAUGUGAUCCCGAUCAUCCAGAACAACGCACCUAAUAAGGUCCGCUCCGGUCAGGACCCGUUCUUUGUCUCCAGCUCAUUGUGCAUUUUCAGUGCUGCAUUGGCCUUUUUCCUUCUACCGAACAUCGGCCAGGACACUAUCACGUACGAGGAUGCAAAGUUCCGUGCUUACCUUGAAGCCCACGGUUACGAUACCUCUUCCAUGGGCAAUUCAGAGGAGCGAUAGUCGAUGUCUCCUACUACCCACGCGCCAUACGGAUCUGCCCAAGCAAUGUGGGCACUGUUUCUUCGGCCAACACCGACCUAAUAGUGCCAACCCUUUCUGAACCCGAGCGACACCCUAAUCUAGGACGGACAGCCCUUGCAACAUCGAGUAACAAGCCCAAGCAGCGAAAGCGAUCACCAAGAGUCUCAGCCGGAGAAGAGCAUGCCCAAGCGACGCCGAGAAGAUAAUUUGCCCAGAAGCGCGAUUUUGGUAACAGAUAUUUCAAUUCCACCGAGCUGACCCUUGAAAUGGUAUGCUCUGGUUAUAAGUUGGUGGUGUGCGUGUAAAGAGGUGACGGCUAUUAUGUUAGUGAUGUAGCCUAUGAUAGAAGAAAGAAAAGAAUUUUUGACAGCCAAUGGGAGCCUUGGAGAGCGGACGCGGAGAGAGUGGAAUCUUGUGAUUGACGGCACGGGGAAAGAGGCGCGAGC